AUGCCUCCCAAGUCGUCUCCGCGGAAGUCGCCAACCAAAUCUGGUAAAGGUUUGAAAGGUGCGAAGAAAGGCGCUAAGUCGAAAGGUCGCGGUGGUGCAUCUCAGAGGAGAAGACGCAGACGAAGGGAGUCGUAUGGUAUCUACAUCUACAAGGUUCUGAAACAAGUUCAUCCCGACACUGGUAUCUCAUCCAAGGCCAUGUCUAUUAUGAACAGCUUCGUUAAUGAUGUCUUCGAGCGUAUCGCCUCUGAAGCUUCCCGGCUGGCCCACUACAACAAGCGGAAUACCAUCAGUAGUAGAGAAAUCCAGACAUCUGUUCGUCUGCUUCUACCCGGUGAACUUGCCAAGCACGCUGUCAGUGAAGGCACCAAGGCAGUCACCAAGUACACCAGCUCCAGAUAA
This is a messenger RNA of Saccoglossus kowalevskii, 402 nucleotides long. Its product is annotated as late histone H2B.2.1 pseudogene. NCBI's taxonomy places the organism in Eukaryota, Metazoa, Hemichordata, Enteropneusta, Harrimaniidae. The record is from RefSeq and is a predicted model, not a curated record.